AUCUUCUUCUUCUUCUUCUUCCUCUGCUACUAACAACAAUGAUCUUCAUCCUGCUGCUACAACAAAAUUGGCUCCUACUACUCCAACUAUCACCAUCAAGAAAAAACCAUCAUGGAUAUCUGGUCGCAAACAACCAAAGAAACAAUCAUUGAUGCCUCCUCAACCUCGAAAAUCAGUCAGCGUUGAUAUGCUUCGAGAUCAAGCCCGUCGACAAACUCAACCAUCUCCCAUGGAAACAACAAAGAUGACACCUCAGGUAGAAGAAAAGAAGCCUAAGUUACGACUCUUUGGUAGUUUACGUCAAGCAAGUCGAUCAUCACGUGUGUCUGGUUCUGGUGGUGGUACUAUUCGUGGAUUAAUGCGAAAUCUUAGCACUGUGGGUCAUCGACAACAUCAUCAUCAACAACAACAACAACAACAAGAGCAGCAACAACAGCAGCAGGAGGAAUCACUUUUAUCAACGGAGAGUGCAUCCAUGUCUCCGGCAGCCAUGGCAGUCAUUCAACACGAUGUAUCUACCAAAAAGGAAAAGAUGUCCAACAAGAAGGAAAAGACAGCUUCAGCUUCCUCUCAAGAAUUAGAUCCUACCAUGAUUGAAGGUGUAGAUGAUUCAACCGUCCAUGUCACACACACUGCUACUUCAACCAAAGGAGGUGUCCGAUUAUUAUCCAACUUGUUGGCAAAAGCACGUUCUCGUCGAUCCCCUGUCAAAUCGACCAAAAUUACCAAUGUACAAAAUGAAACCGAUGAUACAACAACAAUAACUGAUACAAAGGAACGUAACAAGGUGGUACGACGUACAAUUAUCUAUGUUCAACCUGAUGCUCUGGACUUUAUGAAAGAAGGACAUAUGCCACCAGUGCCACCACCCAAGUUUAGAAAUGCAAGCAGUGCGGAUGAUGAUCGAUAUUCGAAGGAUACAAUGAUGGAUGACACAAGUUCAACAGUUGAAUAUGCCACUGCAACUAAAUUGACUCGACAAACCUCACGACGUAAACGAUUAGUGGAAGAAUCACCCAAUGGUCAUCGCCAACAAACGCUCAAUCCCAACAACAACAACAGUGAUAAUCACCCAGGUGGUGCACAAACGAAAAAAUGGCGAUUGGAAAGUGUUACUGAAUUCGGUAUGGACAACAAAACAAGUAACAACAGUCCUAACGAUUUGACAAAACAAGAAGAAGGUUAUUCAAUGGACGGCCUAUAUGAUUAUUACCACAACAACAACAACAACAACAACAAUGAUAGUCAAUCUCGUCUCGAAGGGCUGGAACUUCGCGAGAUGAGUGAUGGAUCUGUAGUAUGGGGUAUUGUGAAAAAACAAGGCAACCGAAAAAGUUUCUUUGCAUCCAAGGCUCUGGAAAAGAUGAUGAUGGAACAGCAACUACAUUUAGAACAACAACAACAACAACAAGAGGAAGAAGAUGCUGAAAAAGAACAUGAACAAAUUGAAAAAAGUGUCUUGGCUUUGAUGGGAUUAGAACCUGAUAGUUUGGAUCAUUUACCAGAACCUUUACCUAUGGAACCUAUGUCUUCCUAUUCAACUAAUGGUAGUAACAAUAUUACCCGAACAGCUCCACCUCCUAUUCCCAAGCGAUCACCAAGAAGGAAAUGCCAACAAGACAAUGGUCUAAUGGAUUCUCAACAAGAUCAAGGUAAUAGGCGGUUACAACGUGGUCUUUCUGUAGAAGAACAAUUGGAUGAAAUGAUGCUUUCUAUCAAGCAAUCCCAACAAAUUUGAUCUCUCUCUCUCUGUCUGUAUUUGUUUUAUUUCUACCUUUAUUAUUAUUAUUAUUAUUAUUAU
Molecule: messenger RNA, 1801 nt
Organism: Halteromyces radiatus
Lineage: Eukaryota; Fungi; Mucoromycota; Mucoromycetes; Mucorales; Cunninghamellaceae
Exons: 1
Coding region: 152-1738 (528 amino acids)
Source: RefSeq, a predicted model, not a curated record